AUGGUUGAUGAUCACCAUCAGAAAACUGCGCUCGGCGUGGUCAUUGCAUUCCCCGUUCUGGGUGGAAUCGCGAUCUUGCUCCGCCUUUGGGCUCGGUCGCUCUCGCGAUCUAGGCUGGCUAGUGACGACUAUCUAAUUAUUGCCGGUUAUAUUCUAGCAGUAUGCCAAUCCGUUACGUCCUGGUACUACAUCAAAACAAACUAUGUGGGAAUCCACAUCUGGGAUGUUCCCAAAGACCAUGAUGUGAAACGGGGCCUGAUCUGGAACUAUGCCAAUCAACUCAUCUACAAUCCAUGCUUGACUCUGAUCAAAGUCUCCAUCCUCAUGUUCCUACGGCGGCUCGACUCGCAUUCCCGAGUGGUCAAUGGCCUGAUCUGGACAUCAUUCGCCAUUGUCGUAGGCCUGUUCAUCGCCGUGCUGUUCGUCGAUAUCUUCCAAUGCCACCCCGUCGCAUACGUCUACGACUUGUCGAUCCCAGGCGGUACAUGCAUUGCCCAAGGUGCUUUCUACGUGUCGACCGCCGCGCUGAACCUGUUCACGGAUCUAAUGGUGCUCACGAUUCCUAUUAUCAUUACCUGGCGACUCCAAAUGCCGCUUCGACGAAAGAUCGCCGUCUGUGCCAUCCUGUGCAUGGGUGCCGUGGCUACCGGAAUCGGUGUGUGGCGCCUCGUAGUGCUCGCAGGCGUGUUUUUCCCCUCCAGCGUCAACCCCGACCCAACGUACGCCAUCAGUUUCUGCAGCUCGGCAAUCGAGGUGAACGUCGCGGUAAUCACGGCCUGCGGUCCAUCGUUCAGAGCGAUUGCCACAAAAUACUUGCCCCGUCUCAUUGGAUCAUCUGGGAAGCAUACGUCUCGGUACGGCAGUGCGGGCGGCUCGCGGAAAUUCCCCGUAUCGCGCAUUUUCUCCAACAAGGCUUCUCAGCUUCGCUCCAACGGGGAGGACGGGUAUGAGAUGACCGAUCGAAAUGGUAAACAUAGGGUCGACGUGACCUCCGGCGAUGCGUUUAAUAUGCGUAAGUAUCGGCGCGGGGGAGAUAGUCCGUCCAUCUCCAGUGGUAGCGAAGAGGCCGUCGAGGGUAUCGUGAAGACGACUGAUGUCUCGGUGCGAUAUACUGUCGAUGAUGUUCAUACGUCAGAGGCUCGCUCGCACGAAGGGCGACAUGUUAGUGUUGAUAGCUUGGUUUAA
This is a messenger RNA of Penicillium chermesinum, 1185 nucleotides long. RefSeq lists its product as uncharacterized. The record is from RefSeq and is a predicted model, not a curated record. Bases 1 to 1185 code for a protein of 394 amino acids. NCBI's taxonomy places the organism in Eukaryota, Fungi, Ascomycota, Eurotiomycetes, Eurotiales, Aspergillaceae. The transcript has 6 exons.